AUGUCCAUUAUAUCUUGUGCAGAAAAGAUACCUGAGGUAGAAGCCUCAUUGCUACCUAUGCAUCUUCAAUAUAGUGGUCCAGCAAACACAUCUGAAUAUUUCACACCUUCGAAAACUACCGAGAAGCAGAACGAUGGAUCUGAGGUUACUACUGCGUACUUUAGGGGUUGUCGGUUAGUUGCAAAAGAAGUUGAUUUGAAGAAAAGCGAUGUCAAAGGGUACUUAGUAAACAAAAACGAGGCUUUACAAAGGGAAGUAAAUGAAGAAGACGGCACAGAAAUAAUCAAAACUGUCAAAAACUAUUGCGCCGUUGCGUCCUUCGAUAAGCUCACUUUUGAUGACGAAGGAGCCAAUGAACCACCAUUGAAGAAAAGCAAAUGCACUGGGGAACUUGAUCUCGACUCGGAUUCUGACUUUGAAGAUGUACCCUUGCAAUUGGUCAAUCACCAGCCGCCCACGCCCUUCGAAGAUGCGGCAAGCGAAUUCAACAUUGCUAUUGGGGAUGUAAAUGAUGUACAAAAGGAGAAGUUGAGGCAGCGGAUAGAGGAGAAACAGAAAAGAAUCAGCAGUCAAUACUUGGGUAUCGUCGCUUACACCCUCCAUGCUUGGACACGUAACAAGAUACUCUCCGAUAGGAGAGUUUUGAAAGCUUUGAAGAAGCUUGUGCCUGAUCUGUUUUCAAAACAAUAUAAGAAAUUCAAAAAGAACCCCACUGAUGAACAUUUGGUGUAUCUCAUAAAGUACUUGAUAAAGUGGUUUAGAAAGAACUUCAAGCAUGACUCGAAUGGGCUACGAGUGCUUGGGUAUUUACCAAAAAAGUUCAAACUGGCCGACAACUACUUUCCAAAUAACUCCAAACCCGUUUCCGGGGUAAAGGAACUUUUACUAGUGAUCAAAAAGUUUCAGCAUAACCGGGACGUUGGUGCGCAGAUAUUCACGGCGUUGCUCCGCAGCUUGGGACUUGAGGCAAGGCUUCUCUUUUCGUUGCCUGUUUUGAGUACCAAGAAGCUGGCUAGAUUGCAACCACGAUUGGACCAUAAAAUACUCAGUAUAAACAAGGAUAACGAUCUACUAUAUCCAUAUUUUUGGACCGAGCUUGUUAAUCCGAUGAACACGUCUGAGAUUUUUGUCAUUGAGACGCAAUGCUUUUUGGAAGAAGAGAAACGGUUGGUACGAUUGAAAAGAAAUCUGUCCAGUGUCCAAAAAUCUUACACAAGCAUCUACUUCCCAGUUCAGGACCAAUUUUGUCAAAUGUCUAUGCAUUAUGUGUUGGGUUUUUCAAAUUCCAAUCUUGUAGUUGAUGUUAGUUCCCGAUACAUGAGUGAUGUCUCCUACAGAUGGUUUAAUAGACUUGAUUUGAGAACGGAAUCAGGUCGCUCUGCCUUAUUACUUCAAUCAAUCAUCCGAAUAUUGAACUCGAGGAAGCAGUAUACUGCUGAAGACAACUUGGAGUUGGAUACUUUACGAGUUAUCGCAAUGGGCAAUUUCAGCAUUCCCAAAACGCUUUCGGCAAUGAAAAGGAGUCCAAAUUUUACAACAAAGUCUACUUUGAGAUAUAAUGAGGUUAUCGAUGCCAAGGCCACACCGAUUGCAAAGUCUUUCAACGGUAAGAAAUGCAAAGUCUUUUUCAAAAAUAGCCUCAUAGUAGGUAAAUCGGAACAGCAGUGGAAAUUUUGUGGGAGAUCAGUAAAGCCCAAAGAGCUUGGAAAGCCAAUAAAAAUAGUCAAAGCUAAUCCAAGAACUUUACACCGAAGAAGAAUGUUCAAUAUGAACGACACGAGUGAUCCUGAGUUGAACAAUUUACCGUUGUACUCUUUUUCUCAAACAUGCCCUUAUAUCCGGCCAAAAGUUAUCAAUGGUGUUCUACCAAGAAACAAGUAUGGCAAUAUUGAACUAUUUAGGCCCAGCAUGGUUCCUGAAGAUUGCGUGUGGCUAAAAAUGACAGACGUUGAAUUGGCACUUUCGAAAAGCAAAGUGGAGUACGUUCCAGUGGUUGUAGGGUUUGCAUUCAAAGGUGGAUCUGCAUAUCCCGUUAAAAGUGGAGUUGUCGUUGCAAUCAAACAAUCCAAGCCCUAUGCGCAUGGAGAACACUUUUAA
Messenger RNA from Lodderomyces theae, 2097 nucleotides. RefSeq lists its product as uncharacterized. The coding region runs from base 1 to 2097 and encodes 698 amino acids. Gene Ontology annotation, cellular component: ribonuclease H2 complex; nucleus; XPC complex. The record is from RefSeq and is a predicted model, not a curated record. Lineage: Eukaryota; Fungi; Ascomycota; Pichiomycetes; Serinales; Debaryomycetaceae. Gene Ontology annotation, biological process: mismatch repair; nucleotide-excision repair; RNA catabolic process. The transcript has 3 exons. Gene Ontology annotation, molecular function: single-stranded DNA binding; damaged DNA binding.